CAUGUAUAAGGAUGGGACUGAGUAUGAUUUUAGUCGUCAUCUUCCAGCCAGAGACAUGAUCUAUCCAAACCGACGGGGAACGUGGAAGGAGCGCUUCUGUCCAUUCUGUUCCUGCUUGCUCGCUGCAGUGUACACUACUGCUGCUUUGGCGGCAACGCUACCCCGCAACGCCAACCCCACUGUCCAUGUACCUCUGUAGCUCCCCCUUGUUACGAGCUCCCCCCAGCUGGGUUGAUACCUUGGCCCCCUACUGCGUAUAAUAAGCAAACGCCAACUCGCCGAUCACUUACUCUCGCGUCCCCAAGCUAUCUACGAAGCAACAGACAAAAGAGUCAAGGAGAACGAUAUGCCCAUCGAAAUCGACAAGAUCUUGGCCGCUGCGCCCGCCACGACCCGGGGUCAGGCCACCCAGCUCUCUUGCGAUCCCAAGGGCGAGCGCAUAGUCUACGCUUCCGGCAAAUCCAUCUUCGUUCGCACCAUCGACGAGCCAUCCAAGUCCCUCCAGUAUACUGGCCAUACAACCACUACUACCGUUGCCCGCUUCUCGCCAUCAGGCUUCUGGGUUGCUUCUGGUGAUGUCUCGGGCAAGGUGCGCGUCUGGGACGCUGUCGGUGCCGAGAACACCAAGGGCGAAUACUCUAUCAUUUCCGGCCGCAUCAACGAUAUUGCCUGGGACGGCGACUCACAGCGUGUGAUUGCCGUUGGUGAUGGCCGCGAGCGAUUUGGCCAUGCUUUCACCGCUGACAGCGGCAACAGUGUUGGUGAGGUUACGGGCCACAGCAAGGUUGUCAAUGCCGUCAGCAUAAGGCAGCAGCGGCCAUUGCGAGCGGCUACAGUGUCGGACGAUGGAUCCAUGUGUUUCCUCCACGGCGCACCCUUCAAGUUCGCCGAUAAGGCCUCGGAGCACAAGGGAUUCGUUACCGGCACGACGUUCAGCCCAGACGGUGCAACAUUGGUCACGGUCGGUGCCGACAGAAAGAUCCAGCUGUACGAUGGAAAGACGGGCGCGCCGACCAAGGCGAUCGGCGAGGGUGUCCACACGGGCGGUAUCUAUGGCAUCAGCUGGGCUUCCGACUCGAAGCAUUUCGUCACCUCCAGCGCCGACCAAACUGUUCGCGUAUGGGAUGCCGAGUCGGGCAAGAACACCGAAACCUGGCGGUUCGGGCCUGAGGGCAGCGUCAGCAUCCCGGACCAGCAAGUUGGCGUAGUCUGGCCGCAUGGCCGUACCGACGGGCUCAUUAUCAGCCUCAAUCUCAAUGGGGACCUCAACUACCUGGUUCCCGGCAAUCCCAAACCGAUCCGCGUUGUUCAAGGCCACAACAAGAACAUCACCGCCCUCGGCGCCAGCCCCGACGGUAAGGCUCUUCUGACGGGUAGCUUUGAGGGCCGCGUCCUGAGCUGGGACCUCGCCGCGGGCACCGGAACCGUUGUCGACGGCCAGUCGCAUUCCAACCAAGUGACCCAGUUCUCCCUCUCCCCCUCAGGCGGCACCGUCUACAGCGUCGGCUGGGACGACACUCUGCGCUCCGUCGACGUGUCUGCCAACACCUUCACCGGCUUAUCCACCAAGCUUUCCGCCCAGCCCAAGGGCGUCGCCACCACCAGCGACGGCAAGUUCGUCGUCGUGGCCGCCCACACCGGCAUCCAAGUCUACCAGGGCCCCGACUUCAUCUCCGAGCUCCCGACCACCUUCACCCCCACUGCCAUCGCCGCCUCCCCCACGGACGCCUCCGUGAUUGCCGUAGGCGGCGACGGUAACACAGUCCGCAUCCACUCGCUCUCCAGCUCUGACGGGACUCUCUCCUCCCAGCCCGUCGCCGUCCUUACCAACUCCUCCGCCCAAAUCUCCACCCUGUCAUUCUCUCGCGACGGCAAGUUCCUGGCGGCCGGCAACUCAACGGGCAAGAUCGUCGUUUACCGCACCAGCGGCUCUGGCUCGUGGGAAGUGGAAACCGACCGAUGGUCGGCCCACACGGCGCGCGUGCUAAGCAUCGCGUGGAACGAGGCCGGCACGCAUGCCGUCAGCGGCGGGCUAGACACGAAUGUUUGUGUUUGGAGUUUGGCGAAGCCAGGGAGCAGGACGAGCGCGCCGAACGCGCACAAGGACGGCGUGAACGGGGUGGCGUGGACGGAGGAAGGUACGGUGGUUAGCACGGGUGUGGAUGGGGCGGUUAAGGCCUGGAAGGUUUCGGGGUUGCCAUGAGGCGCUGGCGCGGGUAUGGGGACUGACCAACGAGAUGUGGAGGGGAUUGUUAAGGCAACCAAACUAUGCUUGACCCUUUUACAUAGAAGGACUGCCUUGGUUAUGACUGAUUGAUUUGAGCAGGCGAGCAAGUUUAAUUACAAUGAAAUUAAAGAUAUGUGCUUACAUGGCAUGGCUGUAGCUACUCGUAUGAUGAUAACCUCUCGUGGAUAGGGGUCUCCGUGGAUGGCGAACAUUUUCAGACUUAAAACUCUCUACUAAUGGUGUUUCCUUUGUGCUUCAUAAUGCCCACUCCAACACAAUACUACCACAUACGACCAUAGAUGGUA
Neurospora hispaniola is the source of this 2532-nucleotide messenger RNA. Its product is annotated as tricorn protease domain 2-containing protein. Gene Ontology annotation, biological process: actin filament depolymerization. Lineage: Eukaryota; Fungi; Ascomycota; Sordariomycetes; Sordariales; Sordariaceae. The record is from RefSeq and is a predicted model, not a curated record. Gene Ontology annotation, cellular component: cortical actin cytoskeleton. Gene Ontology annotation, molecular function: actin filament binding. The transcript is spliced from 3 exons. The coding region runs from base 347 to 2203 and encodes 618 amino acids.